AUGACGAAUGCGGUAAAACCACUCUCAUUGCGCGCCUGCAAGGAUGAAGACAGGGAUGAUCAAACAAACUUAAAUGUGUGGAUUCUGGAUGGUAACCCUAUUCAUAGCCAUCUGUUGAAAUUCGCUAUCAACGAGGAAUCAUUCGGAGAUUGCUAUAUUAUGAUAUGUGUGAGUAUGGCGAGACCAUGGGACAUUGUUGACAACCUGAAGAAAUGGGCUAGUAUUCUGGAAGAACACAUCCGUCGUCUAAGCAUUCCAGAGGAAAAUAUUUGUGAAUACAAAACUAGUGUCUUUCAUCACUUCUGUAAUUACCUGGAGCCAGAUGUUACUCCCAGUCUAUCUACUGUUCACCAAUCUGAUGCAUUACCAGUAGAUAUGCAUAGGAAGUUAUACAAAAUGCAUCCUGCGUCGGCCUUUCUGUUGUCUAAUACCCUCGACUCAUCAACGCCACCUGCAAAGGAUGUUGAACCAGUCAAUAUCACAGUGAAGUCAAGUCGUGAUGGGAAUACUUUAUGCAAUAAUUUGGGGGUCCCAUUAGUUGUGGUUGUGACAAAGACUGAUACCAUGAGCACUUUGGAAAAAGAACAUCAGUUAACAGAGGAACAUUUUGACUUCAUUCAGAUGCAUGUUCGCCGUUUCUGUUUAUCAUGUAAGUAUUCAAGCAUAUUGUUACUCGUCGGUAAUUACUUAUCUUGAUAUACCAGACUUCAUCGGCUCAUUGUUAGCUUCGUCCUCAAAGUAGUCUCUAUAUCUAUGUUAUUAUUUACAUAUCUUGUCGUUCACUUUUAUGAUUACAUUAUAUUCUUUGAUCGUUUUUUAAUAAUUGAGUUUUGAAAGCUUGUUUCGGCGUUGAUUUUGCUACCGGAUAGCACCAAAACACUAUCAUGUAUACAUAUUCAAAAUGUAUGAGUCUGUAAUGCAGCGCAGGUUUACUGGAAACUUCGAAACCAAUUGGUCAGUUGCUCAUGACUACUGUCGAACCUCUUCCACCCUUAUGUCAUUCUCUCUUCAAUAUUUUACCAACUCACAAUAUCCCUUAGUUCACAGUACAUUUCAUUAGUUUCACGUAUGCGUUCGUCUGCAUGAACUGCUUUUUGUGAGCUGCGGUAAAAAUUUUGUUCCGUGACUUUCGUUUUUUUGCUACCACAAAAGUUGGCUUUUUAGUUUGAACAGUCAUCUACAAUUUCAAUUGUAUAGUAUUGUCAACAAACUUAUCAGCAAAAUCUGAACAUUGUUGGACCAUAAUUCCCCAAUAUGUAGAGCCUAGAGAAGCUAUCAAAAAGAAGAUUCUUUGUUCACUCAAAUGCCUUUUGAAUUUCAGCAGUAUUGGUAGUUUAGUCUAUCGAUAUCCAAACCAAUUUGGGAUUUGAUGGUUUGGAAAGUUCAAACAUUGAGUGAAUGAUAUUCGUUUCUUUGGAAUUUGGAUUUCCCAAUGAAUCUAAAAAGAAACAAAUUGGUUUCAGCUGAGACCAGGGAAAAUUACGUUCUAUUCCCUAUAUAUUCCUAUAUAAGCUUGGAUAUUGUAAACUCAGGUUUACUAUAACUUCGAUAACGCUAUUAGUACUAAAUAGCGAAACGUCAGUUGACACCAGUUUGUUUCUUUUUACAUUCAU
Messenger RNA from Heterobilharzia americana, 1613 nucleotides. Lineage: Eukaryota; Metazoa; Platyhelminthes; Trematoda; Strigeidida; Schistosomatidae. The record is from the annotation of a GenBank genome assembly.